AUGUCAGAAGCGCAGGCAUUGCAGACCCAGGAACAAGCAGAGCAAGCCCAGCGCCUAGCACUACUCGCACAGCAGCAAUUACAGCAGCAGCGGCAGCAAGCUCAGAGAGGAUCUCAACAAGCGACUCGUCGCAAGUUCAAUCUGAACGAUUUUAGGAUCCACCGCACCCUCGGUACUGGAUCCUUUGGUCGCGUUCAUUUGGUGCAGUCUCGGUUUAACUCUCGGUUUUAUGCAAUGAAGGUCCUCAAGAAAUCUGAGAUCGUCCGUCUGAGGCAGAUCGAGCAUACCAACAACGAGAAAAUGAUCUUGGAGCGCGUCGAACACCCCUUCCUUAUCAACAUGUGGGGCACCUUCCAGGACGUUCGGAACCUGUACAUGGUCAUGGACUAUGUCGUGGGAGGCGAGCUGUUUUCGGUCUUGAGAAAAACUCAGAGGUUUCCUGAACAUGUGGCACGAUUCUACACCUGCGAGGUUCUGCUGGCGCUGGAAUAUCUGCACUCACAUGCAGUCAUCUACCGCGAUCUCAAGCCUGAAAAUCUGCUGUUGGAUUCGAUGGGUCACAUCAAAAUCACGGAUUUCGGAUUUGCUAAGCAUGUACCUCAGAACAUGACCUGGACACUGUGUGGUACACCCGACUAUCUUGCACCCGAGAUCAUUCAGUCCAAGGGUUACGGAAAGGCUGUGGAUUGGUGGUCAAUGGGCGUCUUGAUGUUUGAGAUGUGCGCAGGAUUCCCGCCAUUCUUUGAUGAGGACCACAUCAAGUUAUACGGCAAAAUCAUGGCAGGCAGAGUCCGGUACCCACCUCAUUUCUCACCGGCGCUCAAGGACUUGUUAAAGAGAUUGCUGACAGCGGAUCUGACCAAGCGGUACGGGAACCUGAGGGGUGGCGCGACGGAUAUCAAGAAUCACGUCUGGUUCGAGGGCAUUAAUUGGGACAUGGUCUACUCAAGACAAGUUGAGGCACCGUAUCGACCAACCAUUCUUGGUGAGGGCGAUUCCAGUAAUUUUGACGACUAUCCUGAGGAUGCAGAGAAUUAUGGCGUAUAUCCUGCAGACGAGAUGGAUGAGCUUGGAAUGUACUUUCCAGGAUUUUAA
This is a messenger RNA of Gamsiella multidivaricata, 1095 nucleotides long. RefSeq names its product kinase-like domain-containing protein. The transcript is spliced from 2 exons. Bases 1 to 1095 code for a protein of 364 amino acids. The record is from RefSeq and is a predicted model, not a curated record. Gene Ontology annotation, molecular function: ATP binding; cAMP-dependent protein kinase activity. Lineage: Eukaryota; Fungi; Mortierellomycota; Mortierellomycetes; Mortierellales; Mortierellaceae. Gene Ontology annotation, biological process: peptidyl-serine phosphorylation. Gene Ontology annotation, cellular component: nucleus; cAMP-dependent protein kinase complex.